Messenger RNA from Cryptomeria japonica (Japanese cedar), 1448 nucleotides. RefSeq lists its product as uncharacterized. Gene Ontology annotation, molecular function: dynein light intermediate chain binding; dynein intermediate chain binding. Gene Ontology annotation, cellular component: dynein complex. Lineage: Eukaryota; Viridiplantae; Streptophyta; Pinopsida; Cupressales; Cupressaceae. The record is from RefSeq and is a predicted model, not a curated record. Gene Ontology annotation, biological process: microtubule-based process. The coding region runs from base 82 to 918 and encodes 278 amino acids. The transcript is spliced from 2 exons.
AAUACAUUCGCUGCUUCUGCUUGGUAGGCUGCAAAUUCUUCCAGUGUGCUUCUGCAAAUCUGGAAAAAAAAUACGAAUACAAUGGAUAGGAGUCGCAUAAGAAAAGAUGUACAGAGCCUUACAGCUUCAAUGGUUGGUGGCGGAACACUUGGCAGAAGAAGCGAGAAGAAUAACAAUACAGAAAAACACAGAAAUACAAAUAACAGGCUUAAUACCUCCAUGGAUGGAAGCGGUGCCAGGAGCCUUAUGGGAGGGCUUUCGUCUGUGAAAACCAAGUUAACUGAUGGAUUGCGGUUCAGCAAAGCCAGGGUAGAUAACUGCAAAGCUCCGGCUAAUGACAGAGUUUCUUCUGCUUCUAAGAAGAAUAUUCAUGCCCUAGAGAGGGCUUUCAUUAAAGGUUGCUCCUUGGACGCAGGGAACCCGAGCUCGAAUCCCCUGAAGGUUGUUGCGCCUCCUGAUGUAGGGCACAGAAAGAGCCUGGACCAGGCCGUGUUGGAAAUUCUAGGGCAAGAUGGUUAUGUGAAGAAAACAGAGGAGCGCGUUUGGGAAGCUCAGAAGCGGACUGUGGGAGGUCACGGGAUCGAGCUCAGAUCUGUGCAUGUGGAAACUGACAUUGCGGAAUCCGUCGCACAGCAGGUGAAUGCUCGAGUCAGAGCAGCGGACAUGCCGUCUAAAAUGCAGGCUCAUGCAUUUCGUUGCGCUAGGGCCGAAUGUGACAACCACCACACAUUCAGCUCCAAGCAUAUGGCCUUUACCCUCAAGAAGGAAUUCGACAGGGCAUAUGGACCGGCUUGGCAUUGCAUUGUGGGAACCAGUUUUGGGUCUUUUGUUACUUUCUCUGUGGGGGGAUUUCUGUAUUUCUCCAUUGACAAGGUCUCGGUUCUGCUCUUCCAGACCGCCGUUGAACGCCUGGGUUAGGGGCUUAAAAGAAUGGCAAAAUGAUGAAUAAACCUACAAUGAAAAAGUUGAUAUAAAUACAGAUUGCUUCGGUUCGGACAUUAAUGAAGUCGAGCUCCGCAGAAUCGUUUUCUGAUAACAAAUUUCGGGCACCGGGCAGAAUUAUUGAGGCCCAUGUGAUCCGGGCGCCUUGUCAGGGCUCAGAAUAUUAUAGAAAUAUGGAGCCUCAUCUGGGGCCUGAAAUGCUCACGUUCUGCGAGAAUUUGUGACAGAUUGUCGGAUUGUGGUCGGUUUAUGCCUCAUUUUACGACUGUUAAUGACUAAAUCACUGACGCCCUGUGGAAUUUACAGUAAAAUAGGACAUGGUAUUUAGCAAAUACUUUAUCAGAUUUAAAUUUCACGGCCCGCCAUGGCCGUCAUAGCACUAUUUCGCCAACGACCGGCUAUCUGAAUUGUCCUUCACUGUGGUACUUCGACUUCACUACUGUAUAUCAACACUUUAUUGAGUUAAAUAGUUUUCAAUCUACCUAUGUAUGGUAUGAUUUUCUUUA